CUCGUUUCCCCGCCCCUCCCGCGGGGUCACGCGGCUCCGAGCCCCGCCCCUCCCCAUUCCUUCCUGCCCCCUGGAGCAUGGCUGACCGCCGGGACAAGGCGGCGCUGGUCAGCGAGACGAGGCGGCGGUUCGAGGCCGAGUACCUGCCAGAUAAAUCAGAUAAAUAUGAUUCCAGAGAUGUGGAAAGACUUCAGCAAGAUGACAAAUGGGUUGAAAAUUACCUGAUUUGGCGUCAAGAUGUUGUGGAUGAUACAUUAAAGAUGAUUGAUCAAAGCUUUCAGUGGAGGAAAGAAUAUACUGUUAAUGACUUGACUGAAUCUGUCCUUCCAAAAUCAUUACUUGAAAAUGGCUCUCUCUUUCUGCACGGAUAUGAUAAAGAAGGCUAUAAAUUAUUUUGGUUUAGAGUGAAACUUCAUAUAAGAGAUCAAAAACAGCAACUUGAGAAAAAGAAACUGGUAGCUUUUUGGUUAGAACAUUACGCCAAGAGAGAUCAUGGAAAGCCCUUAACAGUGGUAUUUGACAUGGCCGAAACUGGAAUCAGUCACAUAGACUUGGAUUUUGUUCGGUUUAUUGUCAACUGUUUUACAGAUUAUUAUCCAAACUUUCUCACAAAGAUAGUGAUCUUUGAAAUGCCAUGGAUAAUGAAUGCUGCUUUUAAAAUUGUGAAGGGUUGGCUUGGCCCAGAUGCAAUAAGCAUGUUAAAGUUCACAAACAAGAGUGAUGUACAGGAAUACAUCAGUGGAGAAUAUCUGCCACCUCACAUGGGUGGAACUGAUUCUUUCAAGUACAGUUAUCCUCCGCUGGUUGAUGAUGAUUUUCAAACACCUUUAUGUGAAAAUGGGCCCAUUACUAGUGAAGAUGAGCAUGAAAGUAAAGAAGAGAUAGAUGCAGAUGCCAAAGAAACUGGGGAUCUGAAUGAAGAACAAAAUCUUAAUCAGAAAAAGAUGAAUUCUAUAGAACAAAAUUCCAAAUCAGAGGAAAGUGACAAAACAGAGUUCAAACCAAAAAAUGCAAAGAAAGCACUAACCACUUUUAAAGGACCUUUAUUACAUAUCAGCCCUGCAGAAGAACUAUAUUUUGGAUCCAAAGAAACCGGAGAAAAAAAGUGUUUGAUAGUUCUGACAAACGUCACUAAAAACGUAGUAGCUUUUAAGGUGAGAACAACUGCUCCUGAAAAAUACAGAGUUAAACCCAGUAACAGUAGCUGUGAACCUGGCACAUCAUUAGACAUAAUAGUCUCUCUUCAUGGUGGUUUUGCAGCAUCUCUGCAGGAUCGUUUCCUUAUAAUGGCAGCAGAAGUGGACCAGUCUUUUGGAUCAGGUGUACAAGAUCUGUCUCAGUUUUGGAAAGAAGUUCCUAGGACCAAAGUGAUGGAACAUAGGCUCAGGUGUCAUGUCAUAGAAAGUAGUAAGCCCUCUACUCUUACAUUAAAAGAGAAUGCAUUUAAUAUUCCAGCAAAAACCAAUGAAGAUUUACAUAUGCAGCUAACUCAUUUACUGCAAAUUAAUAAAAGACUUCACGAACAGAUUGAUCGCUGCCUCUGGUUCCAGCAGUUGUCAGUCGUUUUAUCAUUAUUAUCAAUUACUGUUGUUGCCUUCUGCUUCUACCUGGUGUAUACCCAGAGAGGCUGAAACAAACUGCUUUGCUCUGAAGGUGCUGUUUAUCAUGUUGGACGUGAGUGGAAAAGGUUUCAGUACUGCUCUUAGAUUCUGGAACUGCCAAAAUGAGGUUUGUGAGCCCACAGCAAUGAGUGAUGAUAAAAUUUUCUGAAAAAAGGAAUGAAUGACUGGCAAAGGAAAUUACUGAAACUUGACACUUAAAACAGUUCAUGAAGAUGUUAGAGCUUGGAGUUAUUUUCACUGUACAACUUAAUACUACUGAACUGGAAGGAGGAAACCAAGUACAACAAUAUAAUUUAAAACUUUUUUUCCCUCUAUUCUAUUCAAGUACUUUAAAUACAGUAUUUAAUUUCUUUUCAUCAUAUUCUUACAUUCAGAAUUACUUUAAUAGAAGGUGUAAGCAGUCUGCUUAGUGUAUUCUAAAGGUUUACUUGUUCCUUCAGGAAAAUUUACAGAAAUUGUGUAGAACAGGCAGAUUUUUUGUAUAAUCUAUGUACAUUCACGUAUAAAAGAAGGUAUUUGUUCUUAGUAAUUGUUUUGGUACUUCAGGGUCAUUGCUUUCAUUAGUUAAAUUCCUUAUUUUUGUGCUUUUCCUGAAUGCAAAUGUACUGUAAAUAUUUUGUAAACAAAUAACAUUCACACAGCCAUGUUGACCAGGAAAAUAACCCUUGUUCAAUUCCAAAGAUCCUAGUCAGAUUGCAGGAGGAGUGUAGCAGUUGACUUUUGAUGACCUAGGUAUGGUUCCUAAAAAGGCUAAUAAAUAGUUUAAGGACUUACUCUGAGAUGUGCAAUAUGCUUAAAUCACAGAUGAAUUCAUGAAAAAAGACAGUCAAGUCAGGAAGAUUAAAUGUUAUUGAAGGCAACAUAAAAGUGUUAUAUCUGCCAUUUCUCUGAAACUGUUGUAGAAAUGGUGUAUGAAGCUAGUGUGAAUUUAUUCUAAUAAGGAUUCUUUGUAUUCGUGGCUGUAAAUAUGUAUAUUAAAAUGCUAAACACC
Cygnus olor (mute swan) is the source of this 2613-nucleotide messenger RNA. RefSeq names its product motile sperm domain containing 2 (gene MOSPD2). NCBI's taxonomy places the organism in Eukaryota, Metazoa, Chordata, Aves, Anseriformes, Anatidae. The transcript has 15 exons. Bases 78 to 1631 code for a protein of 517 amino acids. The record is from RefSeq and is a predicted model, not a curated record.